AAGAGAUCUAAACACACCCUUUUCUCCCGUGAGCUCCAAUCUACAAUCUAUACUUUUAUUACUUCUCUCAUGUUUUAAAAAUCACAUAUACUCACUUAUUAUAUCCACACAAACUCAAUUCUAUCUAAACAACAUAUUUUACACAAAAAAAGAUCAAGACAUAAUGGAUGAACAAAACAACAUAUUAAUGUCAUCCUCACCAAAACUUCAAAAAAACCUUCAAAUUCUUGUAGAAAACCAACAAGAAUGGUGGAAUUAUGCCAUUUUUUGGCAAAUUUCUACAAAUUAUUUCACCAAUAAUAAUAUUUCUUCACAUUCACUAAUAUGGGGUGAUGGGUAUUUACGUACCUUCUCAAACCAUAAAAAGAAUCCUAAUUUAGUUCUUAAAAAUCAAAAAAAGGUUGAAUUAUUUUAUACGACUUCAUGUUCUCUGUCUUACUCCGUUAACCAAACGGUUGAAAAUGGUGGUAGUAUUUUAGCUAAGAGUUAUAAUAAUGGUGCAUAUGUAUGGUUAAGUGGGGCCCAUACGUAUGAUUGUGAACGAGUCAAGGAAGCUUGGUCUUAUGGGGUUUUGACUAUUGUUUGUAUUUCUAUUCCUUAUGGGGUGCUCGAGUUGGGAUCGGUUGAGUUGAUUAAGGAAAACUUGGCUUUGAUUCAACAAGCUCAAUGUUUGUUUGAAUCCAUGAGUACUGUUGAGCUCCAUGUUGAUUUUACAGACUUGGAUCUAUUGGGUAGCACUCACCAAGUCCAACAUAAUUUCGGUGCAACCGAGGAGUGUGAUUCCGACGAAUCCAUUAUUCGCCUUCACAAGGUGGUGAAGAAAAGAGGAAAAAUACUUAGCACGUCUCGUAACAACAAUGUCGUUAAAGUUGCAAACCAUGUUGAAGCAGAACGAGAAAGGAGAAAAAAGAUGAAUAGUCGAUUUUAUGCACUUCUAUCAGUAGUCCCUAUGGUAACUAAACCGGAUAAAGCUUCUUUACUGGGUAAUACUGUAGAAUAUAUAAAUGAAUUAAAAAACAAAAUUAGUAAUUUAGAGUCGCAACUAGAAAUAUUAAGAAAAUCAUCUAAUAAUAAUAAGGAUUUUAGUAAUUAUAUGGAUGAAAACAUGGACAAUAUCCUACAAAAUGAUUUAAAUAUUGUUGAUAUUAAAAUCCCAAUGGAUGUUAGUGUUAAAGUAUGUAGGAAUGAGGCAAUGAUUAGGGUUCAAUGUGGAAAUGUUAAUUAUCCAUGUUUAAGGUUAAUGAAUGUGCUUAAACAACUUAAAUUGGAAGUUCAUCAUGCAAUUAUCUCCACCAUUGAUGACAUUAUAGUUCAAGAUAUUGUUGUUGUUAAUGUUCCAUUAGAGCUUCAUAAUGAGGAUUCAUUGAGGGUUGCUAUUAUUAGAAGGUUAGUACAAUAAUAAAUGAAUAGGUUGCUUUUUUUAUUGGCCGUAGGACGAGAGAAAUUGAAUAUUUUGUAUAGAUCAUCAGAAUUAAAUUAAGUAUUCAAGACAUAUGUCACUUAAAUGCUUAGCUUUAGUUAAUGUAUUAGUAUUGAAGUAUGGAUGAUUGUUGUUAUAUAAUAUUUAUUUAUAUUCACUUAGUCUUAUUUGAUUCAUUUUGAUGUAAAUUUCUAACUUAUUUAAGUUUUAAUUAUGCAUGAAUUACCUACUCAAUGUAACUUAAAAGCCAUGAAUGAUGUUUGAU
Messenger RNA from Amaranthus tricolor (Joseph's coat), 1685 nucleotides. RefSeq names its product transcription factor MYC3-like. Gene Ontology annotation, cellular component: nucleus. Gene Ontology annotation, molecular function: transcription cis-regulatory region binding; DNA-binding transcription factor activity; protein dimerization activity. The record is from RefSeq and is a predicted model, not a curated record. Bases 164 to 1399 code for a protein of 411 amino acids. The transcript is spliced from 2 exons. Lineage: Eukaryota; Viridiplantae; Streptophyta; Magnoliopsida; Caryophyllales; Amaranthaceae. Gene Ontology annotation, biological process: regulation of DNA-templated transcription.